Messenger RNA from Trichophyton rubrum CBS 118892, 288 nucleotides. RefSeq lists its product as uncharacterized. NCBI's taxonomy places the organism in Eukaryota, Fungi, Ascomycota, Eurotiomycetes, Onygenales, Arthrodermataceae. The transcript has 2 exons. The coding region runs from base 1 to 288 and encodes 95 amino acids. The record is from RefSeq and is a predicted model, not a curated record.
AUGGCUGGACAGCCUAUUUCCUUCUAUGACUGGAUCAAGGUUCCAAUGUAUCUGUUUGCAAUCAUCGCCCUGGUUUCAGAGUGUGUUGCAUUUGGGUAUUUAGGAAGCGUUGAACCUAACAGAGGCUAUCACCAGGCCUCGCUGGUCUCUAAAUGCAUCAGUGAAGGCGGCAUCUACAUUCUCAAUAUGUGGCUACUUGUUCAUGGCAUGCUAAAGACCCCUGAUAUUGCAGGUCCGGGUGUUUCGCUGGCCCAGUGGCGUCAGGUGCCUAGUGACUACAGAAACUGA